AUGCUGCUCCGGCAGCUGCUGGGGCUGCUCCGCUGCUGCUGGCCCUCCCUGCUGCUGCACUGUGCCCUCCACCCGCUCUGGGGGUCCCUCCAGAUCACUCAGGGUGAACCCCAGAAGUCAUGCUCCAAGCCUGUAGCAGAGAAAUUUACAGAGAGCUGCCAGGAAAUUUGCCAGUGCAGGCCACCUCCUCUGUUACCGCCGCCUCCUCCACCUCCGCCACCCCCGAGGUUGCUGGCAGUGCCAACUCCCAAGUCUACCUUUUGUCCCACUGAAGAGACCUGGUGGCCAGGCCUGGUUAUUAUCAUUGCAGUAUGCUGCGCCACACUAGUGUUCCUCUUUGUAGUUGUCAUCAUUUGCUACAAAGCCAUAAAAAGGAAACCAAUGAGAAAAGAAGAGAACGGAACCAGUCGGUCGGAAUAUGCAAUGACCUCCUCCCAGAACAACAAAACAGUUGAUAACAAUGCGGUCGUAUAAUCCCCGGGAGCCCGCCAAGCGCAGGAGGUGGCAAACUUUCAAAGCACACACACAGAGUAUGCAAGGUGGGUGAAAUGAGGCAACCAAGGGAGCUCUGUGGCCAAGGACUUCAUUUCAGA
This is a messenger RNA of Agelaius phoeniceus (red-winged blackbird), 593 nucleotides long. It is a transcript of the gene PRIMA1, whose product is annotated as proline rich membrane anchor 1. Lineage: Eukaryota; Metazoa; Chordata; Aves; Passeriformes; Icteridae. The record is from RefSeq and is a predicted model, not a curated record.